AAUUCCAGCGCUGCUAUUCCACGAAAAUAAUUUCUUGGCAUUUUGUGAGAAACGACUUAACGGAACGAAAGACUAUGGACCAAUGAACAUGGUGUUGCGAAGGGGAUGUUUAAGUGAUGAGGGUAUUAAUUGGGAACCUGAGGUUAAAUUGUACCCUGAAAACGACUCUAAAGAUACCGAUAAAAAGAGACCAAUGAAUCCUGUUCCUAUUGAUGUUGGGAAAAACCACAUCAUCUUGAUGUUUAAUACCUAUCCGGAAAACACUCCAUCAUCAGUUAUGCAACAGAGCAAUACACGUCUGUGGCAGAUACGAAUAAAACACAGCUAUGAUGGAGGAAAGACUUGGUCUAUCUCUCAACAGCUUCCAGUUGAUCACAUAUUUUCAGAUUCCAAGAAGAGGCCUAUUCCAUCUUACUGUGCUGUUGGGCCUGGACAUAGUAUCAAAUUGGAAUCUGGAAGAUUGGUUGUUACUGGAAAUAUUGCCUGGCCAAAGUCAGUAGGAGAAAGUAAGCGUUUUAAUGGUUGGAACUAAAGAAUGAUUGGCAGUCAAUGAAAGUAAAAUUAAAAUUAAUAGUCAAUGAAAGUAAAACUAAAGAAGUAAUCUUCAAUUCACUGAACUUCAUAGUGUUCAAUGUCUUGUCAAUAAGGCCUGUAGAUUUUUAUAAUUGAUGGUAUAUAAAGAAACAAGUACAAGCAAUAAUGAAAGAUAAGAAUCAUUAUUUAGUUGGUUAAGAUCUGGUAGACAUUUCAUUGAUGUUCUAUGUAAUGAAUAACCUUUGAGCAAUUAACAAAUAAACUAUGAAUGAAUUUGUAAGUAUAAUAA
Molecule: messenger RNA, 823 nt
Organism: Anneissia japonica
Lineage: Eukaryota; Metazoa; Echinodermata; Crinoidea; Comatulida; Comatulidae
Product: sialidase-3-like
Biological process (GO): ganglioside catabolic process; oligosaccharide catabolic process
Cellular component (GO): membrane; lysosome; cytoplasm
Molecular function (GO): exo-alpha-sialidase activity
Source: RefSeq, a predicted model, not a curated record